Gekko japonicus is the source of this 1133-nucleotide messenger RNA. RefSeq names its product ER membrane protein complex subunit 2 (gene EMC2). Lineage: Eukaryota; Metazoa; Chordata; Lepidosauria; Squamata; Gekkonidae. Gene Ontology annotation, molecular function: protein binding. Gene Ontology annotation, biological process: protein folding in endoplasmic reticulum. Gene Ontology annotation, cellular component: EMC complex. The coding region runs from base 23 to 916 and encodes 297 amino acids. The record is from RefSeq and is a predicted model, not a curated record. The transcript is spliced from 11 exons.
CGGCCGGCGCGGAGGCAGCAAGAUGGCGAAGGUCUCGGAGAUGUACGAUGUGACUUGGGAAGAGAUGCGAGACAAAAUGAGGAAAUGGAGGGAAGAGAACUGCCGGAACAGUGAGCAGAUAGUGGAAGUUGGAGAAGAGUUAAUUCAUGAAUAUGCAUCCAAGCUGGGUGAUGACAUCUGGAUAAUAUACGAACAGGUGAUGAUUGCUGCCUUGGACUGCAGUCGAGAUGACCUGGCCCUGUUCUGUCUUCAAGAGCUAAGACGGCAAUUCCCUGGGAGCCAUCGAGUUAAGCGUUUAACCGGCAUGCGAUUUGAAGCCAUGGAGAGGUAUGAUGAUGCAAUCCAGUUAUACGACAGGAUUUUACAAGAGGAUUCAACUAAUACUGCAGCAAGGAAGCGUAAGAUUGCCAUUCGAAAAGCCCAGGGGAGAAAUGCAGAGGCCAUCCGAGAGCUGAAUGAGUAUCUGGAACAGUUUGUUGGUGACCAGGAAGCCUGGCAUGAACUUGCAGAACUUUACAUCAAUGAACAUGACUACGCAAAGGCAGCGUUUUGCUUGGAGGAGCUUAUGAUGACGAACCCGCACAACCACUUGUAUUGCCAGCAGUUUGCAGAGGUUAAGUAUACCCAAGGAGGGCUUGAAAACCUCGAACUUUCGAGAAAAUAUUUUGCACAGGCGCUGAAGCUGAACAACAGGAACAUGAGAGCGUUGUUUGGACUGUACAUGGCUGCCAGCCACAUCGCUUCCAAUUCUAAGGCAAGUGCAAAAAUGAAAAAGGAUAAUGUGAAGUAUGCCAGUUGGGCAGCAAACCAAAUAAAUCGAGCUUACCAGUUCGCUGGUCGCAGUAAGAAAGAAACCAAGUACUCUCUGAAAGCUGUGGAGGACAUGUUGGAAGCACUGCAGAUCACACAGUCGUAAACAGUCACAAAUCCACCCAACAGUAGAUACCCCCACCCGGCUUCAUGUCAGAGUGUCAACACAAUCUAAAAGUCACUUUAAUUUUAAAUUCCCAGUUGUGUUAACAGAAGUUCGAUGUAAGUAAAAGUGACUCUCUUAAAGACCAUGUUUUAUAAAGAUGUAAGAUGCCUAUUUAUUGCUGCUACGAUAAAAGCCACUGAAAUGAAUAAAAAGAGUA